AUGGGUGAAGGAGAAAUGUGCAGAAAUGGGGGUUCCUUCCAGCCUAAAGCAGCUUUAAAGGUGUUGGCUCAGUGCCUUUAUUAUCUUAAAGCCUGUUUUGGACUGAAGGGAGCUCCUAAUUCUUCUCUUUCUUUGUUGUUUUUCAUGGUUCAUGCAAAUCGAUCCAGACCAAAAGUACAUGGCUAUGUGGGCAAGUUCAGUGGAAAACUUUUCUUGUUAUGCACUUGUGAGCUUGUCUCCAAGGAGCAUCACUUCACCUCUGCUAGAAAUGAUACUUUUGCUCCAUGUUAUGUUCUUAAUUACUCGAGUUUGCAAGAAUAA
Messenger RNA from Dovyalis caffra, 321 nucleotides. The record is from the annotation of a GenBank genome assembly. Lineage: Eukaryota; Viridiplantae; Streptophyta; Magnoliopsida; Malpighiales; Salicaceae.